UUUCGGUUUCCUCCAUUCUACUUGACUUCUCUGUCAGUCAACAGCUCAUCGUCCCGGGAACAAAAACUGAUCAAAAUCAUGAAGAUUACAUUCUGUGCAGUGGCUGUGGCCCUAAUGCUGUGUACUGUGGACUCCAAAGAAUCUGUGCCCAAGGUGCAGGUGUACAGCAGCAAGCCGGCAAAGUUUGGCGAGGACAACACCCUGAUCUGCCUGGUGCAAGCCUUCCACCCCCCAGAGAUCACCAUCGAGCUGCUGAAGAACGGCGCGGUCCUCCCCAAUGCCAAUCAGACCGACCUGUCCUUCGACAAGACCUGGCACUUCCACCUGUCCAAGUUUGCCGACAUCUCUCCCGCCAAGGAAGAGUCGUAUGCGUGCCAGGUCACACACAUCGGCAAACGGACAGUCCACGCCUGGGAACCCAACAUGUAGACGUCAGGCGUCGGUCAUCCGGAGCCAUAAAUCUGGUUUCAGCCUUUCAAGGAAACUUCUAAUCCUGCACUACUCUUCAAUAGAAAGACAAUGCUUUAAUCUUCCUUGCAACAAUAUGAUUUGAUUAGAUUAGAUUAAGAUUUACCUUCUUAUUUCUUGUGAAUCAAGGGGUCUAGAUGUGGGAUACUUUAUGGGUACAUUCCAAAAUAUGGGGAAAUUAUUUUACCCUGCAAUAACCACUUUUCUACAGUUACAAAACUUGAUUCCUAAAUAAAUGUUUAUGUUGUGUCUCUUAGUACUGAAAUUUGACAAAGGAUAUUAAAGUAAUAUAAUAAAUCUUAUAUUAUGUAUAAGAUUUAUUAAAUCAGAUAAAUAAUAAUAUGUGGAAACUGUAUUCGAUUUCCUUUUAUUUCCUUCCUUGUAUUAAUAUAACCAAUAAUAAAAAAUACUAAAUUGUUCUUGAUUAUGUUAUUUUAAUGUAAUGUUAUGAUUCAGUAAAGAUGAGUUAAAAGUAAAAAUAUAGGAACAUCAAUUAUAUUUGUAAUUGUAAAUUUGCCUUAAACCAAAAUGUUGUCAGCAUAAGAAUGCUGCUUAGCAACAGUCCCUGGAAAUAUUUGAUUGGUUGCUUUCACUUUGGCUUUGUAGAGGUGUGGUCUUGUAAUAUGAUCACCAACUGUCGUUUGCUUUUGUUGUGGUUACCCAUAUCCGUGUUUGAAUCUGACUGCGUAUGAAAAUCAGAAUGAGAUAAAGGUUUGUACCUAAACAAGGAA
Gadus chalcogrammus (walleye pollock) is the source of this 1199-nucleotide messenger RNA. RefSeq names its product beta-2-microglobulin-like. Gene Ontology annotation, cellular component: MHC class II protein complex. The record is from RefSeq and is a predicted model, not a curated record. Gene Ontology annotation, biological process: antigen processing and presentation of exogenous peptide antigen via MHC class II; peptide antigen assembly with MHC class II protein complex; positive regulation of T cell activation. NCBI's taxonomy places the organism in Eukaryota, Metazoa, Chordata, Actinopteri, Gadiformes, Gadidae. The coding region runs from base 79 to 429 and encodes 116 amino acids. Gene Ontology annotation, molecular function: MHC class II protein complex binding. The transcript has 4 exons.